CAUGUUGAGCAUGUAAGAAAAUAUGUCUUAUUUUUUAUUUUAAAAAGAAAUUAUGUAUCAUAAAUUGCUUCGAUGCUAUGAAAUAACACGAUUUGAACUAUUUAAAAUUUAUUAUGUAACUAAUUGUAUACCAACAAAUUAUAAUACUAGAUUAGUAAUGUUAGACAUUUGAUUAUUUGUAUUUUUUUCAUCACAACAUUGAUCACAUAUAGCAUACAUGAUAUAUAAAAUGAAUGUAUUAAAUAUGAACUAAAAUUUUAAUAAACUCGUUUAGCUCGUUCUCGACUCGACUCGUUAAUUAACAAGUUGAGCUCAACCUAAAGUACAACUAGGCUAGUCCUAAAUUGAUAGUAUCUUUAUCCAACAAAAAUCAAAUAGAUGUUUUAAAUAGACGAAUGGGAAAAUCGACCUCUUUGUGGAGUGUGGACGAAACAAGCACCGGGAAUCCCAGAGGAUGGGUGGCUUUUUAAUUAAGCAAAAAGCAUUGGACGGCGUCUCCCGAGCGUGUCGACGAGCAGUUGCACAAAAGUUAAAGCAGACUCCAAAAUUCCCCACAAACCACACGAUUUCACCCCAUUUAUUAUUCUUACCUUCUCCCCUUUUCUCUCGCUUUGUCGUGCCUCCAACUCCAAACUACCUUCCCAACUUCCCUCGAUCUCCGCCACAACCCCCCAUAUGCCGGAAAGAAACCCCCGCCGACGGCACCCCAGAUCCGGCGGCGGAAGCAGUCGGAAGACAAGGCCUCCACACCCUUCUCCUUCCCCGAGGGCGACCCGCUGCCGAAGGGCUUCUCCUUCCCCCGCAGCUCCGCCCAAUCGCAAUCGCCCAUUAUCCAGGAUCAGAAACUACCGUUCCGGCAAGACUUCCAGGGUACUGAAGCGAUGCGCCUCCGAACCCAUACUCCGGAGCAACCCCACCGGCGAUCAAGAGGAAGAAGAAGAAGAAGAAGAAGAAGAAGAAGAAGAAGGACCCAGUGAUGGCGAUCCUCUACUCCAUGAUCGCCCAAGUCAUAGUAGUAGCUUCACCUGCUUGGAAAACUACUGUUGGCCCGAGGGCGUCGCGGCGAUCCACCGGCCUCGGACUUGGACCGACGUAUUCUCUUCGUCUCCGUCUCGUCUGGGCUCGGGAUCAUCUCCUCGGCCGAGCUUCGAUGUGUACUCAAGAGAUGCGAAGGUAGUGCUGAACGUGACGGUGGAAGGGAGCCCAGGUCCGGUGAGAACGAUGGUGAAACUGGGCUCCACCGUCGAAGAGACGAUCGGUCUCGUGGUAGAUAAAUAUUCCGAAGAGGGAAGAACCCCCAGGCUUGAAAGAGAUGCCGAGCCGUCGUACGAAUUGCACCACUCCCACUUCAGCCUUCAGUGUUUGGAGAGAUCGGAAUUGAUCGGGGAAGUAGGGAGCAGGAAUUUUUAUCUGAGGAAGAGCGGCAAUAGUCGGAGGAAGAGCAGCAGCGGCAGCCUGUUGGGUUCUUCGCCGGCUACGGUGGAACGGAACUCGCCGCCGCCUAAGGGGAUUCCGCCGGCGAUUGUGCUGUUCCAGGGUUUCUUCGCCAGGAAGUUCGGCAAAAUUGUGAGAAGAACGCGUCGAGUUUGGAAUAUGGUGGUGUGCUUGCGGUGAUCGAUCGACCGACCUCCCAUCCCACGAUUUCGCUGUUAGAGAGAGCCCCAUUAGCUUUUUUUUAUUACUGGCAGAGCUCUCUGAAACGGGAAAGGCAAGUAUUAAAAUCGCGCAACUUUACUUUUUUAACCUUUUUGCGAAAUUGUGUGGAAUAUACAAACAAAUUGUAGCCUACCUAGUAAAUAUCAAUUAUGACAAAUUGACAAUUGCCACGCACCAUAAAAAUACAUGAUAUUGGAUUGAUGGGAUUUGAAGUGUAUGUUUAGCAUGGUCCAUGAAACCGGAUCCUACCGACCGGUUGAAUCGGAAAAAACUGGGAACAAUUACAAAUGAAUUCUUUUAAAUACCAAAUAAAAAAAAUUUAAUUUC
Molecule: messenger RNA, 1983 nt
Organism: Linum trigynum
Lineage: Eukaryota; Viridiplantae; Streptophyta; Magnoliopsida; Malpighiales; Linaceae
Source: the annotation of a GenBank genome assembly